This is a messenger RNA of Oldenlandia corymbosa var. corymbosa, 552 nucleotides long. The record is from the annotation of a GenBank genome assembly. Lineage: Eukaryota; Viridiplantae; Streptophyta; Magnoliopsida; Gentianales; Rubiaceae.
AUGGCAUGUGAUCACGAUAUGCGCUUUGUCUUUGUCUAUGCCGGUUGGGAAGGCAGUGCACACGAUGCUAGAGUUCUACAGACUGCACUUUCAAAUGAAGACAUCACUUUUACGAUGCCUCUUUUAGAUAAGUAUUAUGUGGUUGAUUUUGCCUAUAAGAAUAUGCCCGGGUUUAUGGCGCCAUUUCGAGGUAUUCGCUACCAUCUGCAAGACUUUUCAGGCCGUGGUCGUGCUCCAAAAAAUUCAAAGGAAUAUUUCAAUCAUAUUCAUUCUUCUUUGAGGAAUGUGAUUGAAAGAACUUUCGGCAUACUGAAACGCAAGUUUGCUUUUCUCAAAGGGCCAAUGAAUAACUAUGAUUUUAAGAAGCAAGUGAACUUUGUGAUUGCUAUUUGUGUGGUGCAUAAUUUUAUCAAAGAACUUCAGCUAGAAGAUGAUAUCAUCAAUGAAUUUGCAAACGAAGAUUUAAUCAUGGACGAGGAAGUUGGAAGUGGAGGCAAUUUUCAAAGUGAAGUAGAAGAAGUUGAUAUGUCUACUCCUGCCAUAGUCCAAUAG